Ostrea edulis (European flat oyster) is the source of this 581-nucleotide messenger RNA. RefSeq lists its product as uncharacterized. The record is from RefSeq and is a predicted model, not a curated record. The coding region runs from base 161 to 529 and encodes 122 amino acids. Lineage: Eukaryota; Metazoa; Mollusca; Bivalvia; Ostreida; Ostreidae. The transcript has 2 exons.
UUCGUGUCGACCAUUGACCGUUACGAAAUACGCCAUUCCAAAUAAUCGUCACUGAAAACAAAAAUAGAUCGUCUUACGUCAUAAUCAACAUUUGAUUGUGACGUAACAAUAGUCUAUAAAGUCUUCUCUGUUGCGAGUUGGAAACACAACAAGAGCGAUUAUGGGCAUUAUUCAAAGUUGCUUCUCUAAAAACAACAAAGUGGGCGCCUUGGAAUCGGAGGAAAUAGAAUCAUACCAAUUAGUGCGUCAGCCUGUGGUGACGGAUGAAUUGUUAGAAGCUAAAGGAGGAAUGGCCUUCAGCGUGACAUUUGGAGCCUCCGAAAAAUCCAAGAUUCCAUCAAUUCGUAUGGUGAAUGGCCAAAAGGAGGACUUUGAAACAUGGCGAGUAACCCAAGAGAAAAUGCAAGUAAACAAGCAGAAGCGGGCACAAGACAACAGAGAGAAGGAAAGAAUAAAAAAGCAAAUUGAAACAGCGCAGAAAGAGAUGGAGAGAUUUGAGAAAUACGUGAAUUUAAAGGAUGAGCAGUAGAAAGAGAUUUUAAUGCACUGUAUAUAAUUAGUAAAAUUUUCAUGAAACGUAU